AAGAUGGGUCCCGGCCCGACCCACUUAAUAAUCACCGCCUUCACCGGACAGCCUAUAAAUAUAUGAUUUCCGCCUCCACUUUUCCUCCAAAUUUCGCUCCGCUAAUUUCGGAAUUGUUCGCGUAAUUCUCAGGCUAUUCCGUAAACCCUGUUUUCGCUCGUUGCUCUGUUUCUUCGGAUUGUACCAAUCUGAACUUGCUGUAGAAGGAUUCUGAUCAGUUUACUGCAGAGCUGUACAAGCAUCUCAGGUUCGCUAUUCGAGUUCUUUAGCUUUUAGAGUUUGCAAUUCCACCGAUGGGAUCGGAAGCAAUGGAUGCGAGUAUUGGGCCACAUUCCAACUGCAAGUUUUCAACUUUAGGGUUUAAUGUUGGGUUGUGCAUAUUUUGGGUAUUCUUUGAUUGGAUUGAUAAGAUGAUCCAGACCGCUACGGAAAAUCGGAAUUGUUUAGGGUUGUACAAAAGAUCAGAAAUUUGGGGAAACAAUUGUCAUAUUUGCCAAUCUUCUACAUUGAAAAUUAUUUGCUAUGGCUGUGAAAACAGUUGUGAAAACAGUACACACUGUUUCAAAAAGACCAGAGGCAUCAGUUUUUAACCGACUCAGAGUAGGUGGCCGUGUAUACAACAAGGUGUGUAUAUAUUGGCUUCAAGGGAGAUGCAAUAGGAAUCCCUGUCAGUUUCGGCAUUCAGAAUCAUCAUUGCAGCAACCGAGGCAGACCCUUUCAACCAUAUAUGAUGAUGAUAGGCAUUCUGUUCGACCCGAAACUUCUCAGAGGAACUCAAGCUACAUGAGCCCAAAGACUGGAACUAAUUUGACAAAUGGAAUUGUUGAUUCUGGAAGCAAAACAGGACCAGGGACCAAAAAAACAGUUUCAAUUUCCAGAGGAUCUGGAUCUAAGGGCAAAGUUACUCAGAAGCCUCAAAUAAAGCUAUGCCAGUACUGGGUUACUAACCAUUGUGUUCAUGGAGACAAGUGUAAGGACUUGCAUGCAUGGUCAUUUGGUGAUGGGUUUUCGUUGUUGGCAAAGUUAGAAGGUCAUACCAAGGCCAUUACUGGAAUUGCUCUUCCCUCUGGUUCCAACCAGCUCUUUUCAAGUAGCAAUGACAAAUCUGUACGGGUUUGGGACUGCCACAGUGGUCAGUGUGCUUCUGUAAUUAAGUUUGACAAAGAAGUAGGAUGCUUAGUUGGUGAAGGUCCAUGGGUAUUUGUGGGAUUGCCCGAUGUUGUUAAGGUCUGGAACGUUCACACCCAAAUAGAGUUUAACCUUAAUGGACCAACUGGGCAAGUUUAUGCAAUGACUGUCGGCAAUGAUAAACUUUUUGCUGGGACAGAGAAUGGUACCAUAUUGGCAUGGAAGUUCACUUCUGAAAUAAAUAGUCCAGAGCUUGUUUCGUCAUUGGAGGGUCACAACCAGGCUGUGCUUUCACUUGUUGUCGGUGCUAAUAGGCUGUACUCAGGUUCCAUGGAUAAUACGAUCAGAAUGUGGGAUCUGGAAAGUUUGCAGUGCUUACAGACACUAAAUGGUCAUGCUGAUGUUGUCAUGUCUGUCCUUUGCUGGGACAACUUCUUGUUAUCUGGUUCCUUGGACAACACUAUAAAGGUGUGGGCUGCAACUGAAAAUGGGAGCUUAGAAGUAUUUUAUGAACAUAAAGAGGAAACUGGUGUACUAGCUCUUUGUGGGAUAUGUGAUGCUGAAGCUAAACCGAUAUUGCUUUGCUCCUGCAAUGACAAUACUAUCCGCUUAUAUGACCUGCCAUCGUUUUCCGAAAGGGGCAGACUAUUCGCGAAGAGGGAAGUUCGAUCAGUUGAAAUAGGGGUUGGAGGACUGUUCUUUACCGGUGAUGCAACUGGAGAAGUUUCUGUUUGGAAAUUGCAGGGAGAAGCCAUUGGCAUGGCUCCUCAAGUAAGUUGAUGCAACUGGAAACACGAUUUCUUGGUCAGACAGACCGAAUGCUAUUGCACAAAGUUCAGCUGACAUCUAGUUUAGCCUAACUAUCAGAGGAAGAAAGGCUGUGGAAUAUUUUUUAAGGGACAGAGAGCCAACAGCCAGACUGCAUUUUCUUCUCUGGCAAUUUUGUAUUCUUGUGUAAAGAAAUGAUAUCCUCAUGCCUUACCACUAUGGCAAGUCUGGGUUACAACUUACAAGUUGUAAAUUGUAAACAGCUUAUUUCAAAGUUGUAGUCUAGAGAUUUUCAAAAAAAGAAGAAGUUGUAGUCUAGAUGAUAUAUUGUAUAGAUUUGAAUUGAUCAUUUGUUUUUUACAAUAUGCUUCUCCUAAUAAGAGGUUAAGUUUUGAUUACUUA
Molecule: messenger RNA, 2298 nt
Organism: Ipomoea nil (Japanese morning glory)
Lineage: Eukaryota; Viridiplantae; Streptophyta; Magnoliopsida; Solanales; Convolvulaceae
Product: zinc finger CCCH domain-containing protein 48-like
Exons: 10
Coding region: 523-1908 (461 amino acids)
Molecular function (GO): metal ion binding; protein binding
Source: RefSeq, a predicted model, not a curated record